AUGACAGACGCCACCCGCUGGAAAGCCACAGUCUACGUCGGAGGCCUAGCCCCGCAAGUGACCGUCACAACGCUGCAAGAAGCCUUCCUGCCCUUCGGCGACAUCGCCGAUGUGUCGCUCCCCAAAAAUGAGAACCCCAACUCAACUGAACCGCACCGAGGGUUCGCGUACGUCGAGUUUGAGGACGCCGAGGACGCGAAGGAGGCCAUCGACAACAUGGACCAGGCCGAGCUGUUUGGGCGAGUGAUCAAGGUGUCGGCGGCCAAGGCGCCGAAGAGUGCCGGGGUGCAGUUAGGCGGGAAGACUGCUGUCUGGGAGCAGGAGGGUUGGCUUGCUGAGCAUGCUGUUAGUGAGGAGGACAGGUUGGCAACAGAUCAGGCUCAGAACGCACGGCCAGAAGAUCCGAUGCAGGGUCUCGAGGGGCUGGAUGUUCUUGGGCCAAAACAGGAGUGA
Molecule: messenger RNA, 453 nt
Organism: Chaetomium strumarium
Lineage: Eukaryota; Fungi; Ascomycota; Sordariomycetes; Sordariales; Chaetomiaceae
Exons: 2
Coding region: 1-453 (150 amino acids)
Molecular function (GO): RNA binding
Source: RefSeq, a predicted model, not a curated record